CAACAGGUAAUGGAACGGCUGAGCACUACCAAGUCAUGAGUGAUCUAUCUGAUCCUAUAUAUAUGUAUACACACCCACAUUCAUUUCCAAAAAGACGCUAAUUUCUCCCAUCUCAGGCACCAAUAAUCGGAGGAGGAUCUGGGGCUCAAGGGGGUUUCGUCAUGGCUUCCAAGCGGAUCUUGAAGGAACUCAAGGAUCUCCAGAAAGAUCCUCCUACCUCUUGCAGCGCAGGUCCAGUUGCCGAGGACAUGUUUCACUGGCAAGCAACAAUUAUGGGUCCCUCCGACAGUCCUUAUGCAGGUGGAGUGUUUCUAGUUACCAUACAUUUCCCUCCAGAUUAUCCGUUUAAGCCACCUAAGGUUGCAUUCAGAACAAAGGUCUUUCACCCUAAUAUCAACAGUAAUGGCAGUAUUUGCCUUGAUAUAUUGAAGGAACAGUGGAGCCCUGCCCUUACUAUUUCCAAGGUAUUGCUCUCCAUCUGUUCUCUAUUAACGGACCCGAAUCCUGAUGACCCUCUGGUGCCCGAGAUUGCUCACAUGUACAAGACAGACAGGAGCAAGUAUGAGACAACUGCCAGGAGCUGGACCCAGAAGUAUGCAAUGGGUUAGCGGAUGUUGCCAUUUGUGAUAGGAGGGCUCCUUUACCUUGCGCUUUGGUCUUUUAUCUGUAAUUUAUGAAUGAAGACGUACGAUCUGUCUGCUGUAAGAUGGACCGAGAGAGGGAAAGGUUUGAAUCCUGCCCUUCUUAAAAAAACACAGGUGCUGCUUUUGAAUUGUCUGUAUGGUAAAUUGUAUGUGUAACUAAGAAGUAUGCUUCUUAAUGUUUGAAGGUCUUCACUCUUCAUCA
Molecule: messenger RNA, 846 nt
Organism: Cornus florida
Lineage: Eukaryota; Viridiplantae; Streptophyta; Magnoliopsida; Cornales; Cornaceae
Product: ubiquitin-conjugating enzyme E2-17 kDa
Exons: 5
Coding region: 162-608 (148 amino acids)
Biological process (GO): protein polyubiquitination
Cellular component (GO): nucleus
Molecular function (GO): ubiquitin conjugating enzyme activity
Source: RefSeq, a predicted model, not a curated record